Thamnophis elegans (Western terrestrial garter snake) is the source of this 812-nucleotide messenger RNA. RefSeq names its product fatty acid-binding protein 5-like. Bases 305 to 712 code for a protein of 135 amino acids. The transcript has 4 exons. Gene Ontology annotation, molecular function: fatty acid binding. Gene Ontology annotation, cellular component: nucleus; cytosol. The record is from RefSeq and is a predicted model, not a curated record. Gene Ontology annotation, biological process: fatty acid transport. NCBI's taxonomy places the organism in Eukaryota, Metazoa, Chordata, Lepidosauria, Squamata, Natricidae.
UCCUCCAGCGAGCCCUCCGCACUUUUCGCUUCCAAAGCGAACCAACCACUUGGCGAGCCUGCGGCUCACCAGCAUCUCCAACCGCACCUUCCCUCUGGCUAAGCGCAGCGCGAGGGCGAGCGCGCUGACGUCGCUCUUCUCCAUUGGCCCUGGCCGGCACCACAUGCCCAAGACAGCUAUAUAAAGGCACCCCGGCCCGCACCCUGCUUCUCCCGGCUCUGCUUGGUGCUUUUUCUAUCUGCUUCUUUACCUCGGAUCUUCUCUUUCCCGGCGGCGCGACUCUUAGCAUCUCCGGCUCGGCGCAAUGGCUAACAUGGAAGCUUUCUUAGGCAGAUGGAGCCUGGUCUCCAGUGAAUGUUUUGAGGAUUAUAUGAAGGAAUUAGGCGUGGGUAUGGCAAUGAGAAAGAUGGGAAAUAUGGCCAAGCCAGAUGUUAUCAUCACCAAGAAUGACGAUACUUUCACAGUCAAAACUGAAAGCACUUUCAAGACCUCAGAAUUCAGCUUCAAGCUAAAUGAAAAAUUUGAUGAAAACACGAUAGAUGGUCGAAAAACUCAGACCCUCAUUACGUUAGAUGACAACAAUGUAUUGACCCAGGUUCAACAGUGGGAUGGCAAAGAAACCACAAUAAUAAGGAAGAUAGAAGAUGGAAAACUGAUAGUUGAAUGUGUCUUGAAUGGUGUCAAAUGUACUCGGGUUUAUAAAAAAGUAUGAAGAGCUUGAUGUCUAUGUUGGAGAGUGGCAGAUCAUUCUCGAAAGAGGACUAGUCCAUAUUUUUUCUUUUUUUCUUCUUCUUUCUAAACUAGAUUUUUUU